This is a messenger RNA of Cannabis sativa, 2678 nucleotides long. RefSeq names its product probable methyltransferase PMT10. The transcript has 10 exons. Gene Ontology annotation, molecular function: methyltransferase activity. The record is from RefSeq and is a predicted model, not a curated record. Lineage: Eukaryota; Viridiplantae; Streptophyta; Magnoliopsida; Rosales; Cannabaceae. The coding region runs from base 454 to 2466 and encodes 670 amino acids. Gene Ontology annotation, cellular component: cytoplasm; trans-Golgi network; endosome.
UCCAAAAUCCAAACAAGAAUAAUCUUAUUCUAUCUAUCUAUUACUCAAAAAAAACUAGUCAACCAUAAAGAGAAGCAUUAAUUAAAGAGUGAGAUUAUUAUUAUUAUUAUUAUUAUUAUUAUUAUUAUUAUUAUUAUAUAUUAUUAUUAUUAUAUAUUAGCUCCUCUUGAAAAACCAAAGCUCUUUGCUUAAAACACAGAAUUUAAUUUACUACUACCGCUGGAUCUAAAACGGCACCGUUUCUUUCCGCUAACCAAUCCAACCGGAAAACUCAUCAGAGAACCAAGACCACCACCACCACCACCACGGCCGGCACCGGCGCCGGGGAAAGAAGAUCAAUCAAACAAUCAAUUCUUUGCUUUCUUUCUUUUUGCAUUGGAGCAAUUGGAAGAGUUCAUCUCAGUGGUAAAGCCGAUUCAACAGUGAUUCGUAUAUAUAAUCAAUCGAUAUACGAUGAAGCUCGUCAGCUCUUCAGCAACCGACAUACUGAAAACUCCGACAUUUGUCAAAAUCUCCGCCAUUGUUCUAAUCUCUCUCUCUGUAUUCUUCCUCGGUACUCAUUUCUACUCUAAUUCCUACUAUCCUCUCGCCUUUAACUUUUUCUCCCCUGCUUCUUCCUCUGAUGCCGGCGGUGAUGGUGAUUUUCGAGCAUUCGCUUCGUCUGUUGAUUCCCCUUCGCCUAUGGAAUCUCCAGCGUCUCCGCCUCUUCCAUCACCGCCGCUGAUAGUUUCACCUCCGCCUCCUCCGCCGCCUCCGCCGGUUGCGAGAAGGACAGGGAUAGUUGAUGAGAAUGGGGCAAUGUCGGAGGAGUUUGAGGUUGGAGAGUUUGAUCCGAAUUUGAUUGAGGAUAUGAGGAAUUCUAGUGGUGGAGAUGAGAGAAUAGAUGAUGGAGUUAAGGAGAAAGUUAGGGUUGAGAAGUUCAAGGUCUGUGAUCAGAGUAUGGUGGACUAUAUUCCUUGUUUGGAUAAUGUGGAGGAGAUCAAGAAGUUGAAUUCAACUGAAAGAGGGGAGAAAUUCGAAAGGCAUUGCCCUGGCCAAGAUAAAGCUUUGGAUUGCGUGGUGCCGAGGCCUAAAGGCUACCAGAAUCGGAUUCCAUGGCCGCAAAGUAGAGACGAGGUAUGGUUCAGUAAUGUUCCUCAUACACGUCUGGUUGCAGAUAAAGGUGGUCAGAAUUGGAUAACUGUAAAGAAAGAUAAAUUUGUUUUUCCUGGAGGUGGGACACAGUUUAUUCAUGGUGCUGAUAAAUACUUGGACCAGAUUAUUGAGAUGGUUCCUGAAAUUGCAUUUGGGCGAAACACCCGAGUUGCUUUAGACAUUGGUUGUGGAGUGGCAAGUUUUGGAGCCUUUUUGAUGCAACGUAAUGUGACCACUUUGUCAAUAGCACCGAAAGAUGUUCAUGAGAACCAGAUUCAGUUUGCAUUGGAGCGAGGUGUGCCUGCUAUGGUGGCUGCAUUUGCCACAAGGCGGUUGUUGUAUCCAAGCCAGGCAUUUGACUUGAUUCAUUGCUCAAGAUGCAGAGUUAAUUGGACUCGUGAUGAUGGAAUUUUGCUUCUCGAGGUCAACAGGUUGUUAAGGGCCGGAGGAUACUUUGUUUGGGCAGCACAGCCUGUUUAUAAACACGAAGAAAACCUGCAAGAACAAUGGAAAGAAAUGGAAGACCUCACCAGUCGUAUAUGUUGGAAACUUGUAAAGAAGGAAGGGUAUAUUGCUAUAUGGCAGAAGCCUUUAAACAACAGCUGUUAUUCUAAUCGCGAACCCGAAGUGCAGCCGCAGCUAUGUGAUACUACUGAUGAUCCAGAUAGUGUUUGGUAUGUUGGUUUGAAGCCAUGUAUUACCCGAUUGCCUGAUAAUGGUUAUGGAGCUAACCUUACUACAUGGCCUGAACGUCUUCUAACUCCACCAGAAAGACUCCAGAGCAUAACUAUGGAUGGCUACAUAUCUAGAAAAGAACUUCUUAAAGCAGAAUCGAAGUACUGGGCAGAGAAUAUAAAGGGCUAUCUUAAUGCUUAUCACUGGAAGAAAUUGAACUUUAGAAAUAUUUUAGACAUGAGAGCUGGAUUUGGAGGGUUUGCAGCAGCUCUCAUCGAGCACCAAUAUGAUGGCUGGGUUAUGAAUGUUGUCCCUGUUAGCGGGUUCAAUACCUUACCUGUUAUAUAUGAUCGUGGACUCAUCGGAGCUAUGCAUGAUUGGUGCGAGCCUUUCGACACUUAUCCAAGGACAUACGACUUAAUACAUGCGGCUGGUCUCUUCUCUCUUGAGAAAAAAAGAUGCAACAUGACAAGCAUAAUGUUCGAGAUCGAUCGGAUGAUGAGACCUGGUGGUCGGGCUUAUAUACGUGACUCGAUAUCUAUAAUAACCGAACUUCAAGAAAUUGCUAGUGCCCUAGGUUGGGUGCCUGCAUUGCACGACACAAGCGAGGGUCCUUUCGCAAGCUGGAAAGUCCUCAUAGGCGAGAAGCGAUUGUGACAAGCUCAAAACUCAAGGUUUCCAUCUACCUCGAAAGUCUCCAACUAAUUAAAUAGAAAACUUUAAGCUAAGCUAACAGGUAUGUCAUUACGCGAUUUCAAUUGUCCAGAGUCCUAAGAAAAGAGAAUUAGGAAAACGAAGAAAUUUCGUAGUAACAAAUUGUAUUGAACAUUGAUAAUAAGAUAAGAUAAGCAAGUUGGUUUUUUGUUUAA